Molecule: messenger RNA, 675 nt
Organism: Ectocarpus siliculosus
Lineage: Eukaryota; Phaeophyceae; Ectocarpales; Ectocarpaceae
Source: the annotation of a GenBank genome assembly
AUGCCGUUUUUCUGGGUGCAGGUGUCCGGCAUGAGCUUGGACAUCGUGCGACAGUUCCCCACCGUGACCACGCUGAACUUGGGAGGCGGCUACAAGUCGACCGACCUGCAGACCAGCGGUGCCCCCGUGAUGGGCGACUUCGAGGCCUUCGCCGAAGAGACCGGGCGGAAGCUCAAGCUGGAGAUCGAGCCCGGGAUUUUCCUUGUCGCCAAUGCUGGUAGCCUCGUCUGCACGGCGCAGGACCUGGUGAGCACGGGCAGCGGCGGCUACGAGUUCAUCAAGCUGGACGCCGGGAUGACGGAGCUCCUCCGGCCGUCACUCUACGGCGCCCUCCACCCCAUCGUCGUCGUACCCGCGGAGGGGGAAGGCGGUGGUGAAAUCGCCGAGUACGUGGUCGUCGGGCACUGCUGCGAGUCCGGAGAUCUGUUGACGCCAGUGUCGGGGGCGGCUUCGGAGAUCGAGCGCCGAACUCUAGCCAAGGCGGAGAUCGGGGACUUGGUGGUGGUGGAGGGUUGCGGCGCCUACGUGGCCGGCAUGAGCGCCAAGAACUACAACUCCUUCCCGGAGGCGCCAGAGGUGCUCCUUGACUCCGCGGGGGAGCUGCAUGUCGUUUGGCGGCGACAGACCUUGGAGCAGAUCUUCGAGAACGAGAUGCCGUUGCCGGCAGGCAUAUAG